CUUUUAGUUAGAGAGCAAAUCUAUAAUUUUUUAAGAACUCUCUCUUUUCAAAAGACUAGCUCUUGGCCAUAAAUAGGGCUUAUCCUUAUCUCUGUAUCAGGCUGAUAAUGGCCUUUGUUCUGUUGCCCAAUGAUAAGCCAUAAAACGGAUCUCAAUUGUCAAUUGUACAGAAGCAAUUUGGCCAAGUGCAGGUGCAGGUGCAGUGCAUAUCGUAAUGAGCAAACCAUCUUUUAACCACCAGCUGAUCCACCUGCUCGGGCUGUGGCUGUGCUGCCUCGUUCUGCAGCCCGCUAAAGCUAUUGUGUGCUAUCACUGCGAUUCUAUCGCUCUGCCCGAAUGCGCCCAGACCCUAGGCGAGGUGGGUGUGUUGCCCUACAAGGAGUGCGCCACGGAGUUGACCUGUGCCAUGUCCAUAGUGGAUUCGAUAACGUAUCGUGGCUGUGGUGCAGAGACGCCCACCACUGAGGCCAGCUAUUCAAAGAGGUGUUCCAGCAACCUUUGCAAUGCGGGCGUCUAUCCACCUGGACGACUCAAGUGUCAUCACUGUGCAGGCGAGAGCUGUGUGGCUGCACCUGCUGGUAAGCCACAUCCCUGUCUUUAUCAUCGCGAAGAGGAUCAGUGCUAUACGGAAAUUGUAAGCUCGACAAUGGGCUAUCGUGGCUGCAGCUCCGAUACGAAUCACACGGCAGCUGCCACAGCGCAACUGUGCGAGAUUAAUGGCUGCAAUGAUGCACUGGGCGCCUGGACGCUGAGCUGUGCCAGCUGUGACUCACUCAAGGCACGCGGCUGCAAAAUGGAUCUCUUUCAGCUAGGCAGUCGAUGCAAUGUCAGCCAGUUCGAGCAGUGCGAACAGCAACUGCUGCUUGGCCAGGAGCAGGAGCAAUACUGCUACACAUAUAGACAGCUGGGUCGAGUGGUGCGUGGUUGUUCCGCCGAGUUGCCGGAGGAAUUAGAGUCACAUCGAGCGCAGCUGGAGACCUGUGCUAGCGCAGACAAUUGCAAUGCUGGCUGUUUGCCACAGCAGCGUUGCCUGACCUGCAACUCGUUGGAGAAGGAAACAUGUCGCAGCAAUGCAACAGCUUUGACAAGUCACGUUUGCGGCUCUGCCGAAGCAUCAUCUUGCUUUACGUGCGAGUACGCUGAUUGGCAGCUGAAACGCGGCUGUGGUGCACCGCCUACCGAUUCAGAAAUCCUCAACUGCUAUGAAUGUGAUGAGAACAGCGAUCAGCAGGCCUGCAAUUCGGUCGACUUUACGCGCUGCUAUCGAUGCAGCAGUGACAAUGCCGCUGGCUGUGCCAACUGGGAGAAACCGGGUGGCAUUGAUAUCGAGCAGUGCGCAGUGCCUGCAGCACCUUGCCUGGUGGUCAACUAUGUCAAUGGCACCACAGAGCGUGGCUGUCAACGCACAGAUUUUAAUUGCAACAGCGCAACUGUUGCCAGCUGUCGCAGCUGCGAGGGCAGCUUCUGCAACAAAGGUCCCUAUCCGGAGCAGCGUCUGUGGUGUCAUCAGUGCAGCAAUUGUGAUCAAGUGCAGAGUGGGCAACAUGCAGUGCCCUGUGGACUUCUAGCCAAUGAGCCGGCUGAUCAAACAGCUGCCUGUCUGGAAUACUACGAUGCGCAAAUUGAGCAGGUGGUGCGCGGCUGUCGCUCCAAUGGACAACUCUACUACGAGUGCAUGCUGCGCGCCGGCGGACAGACGGGCUGUCGUCUGUGCCAAAGUCAUGGCUGCAAUGCAACGCCCGGGCAACAGCUACGUGGAGCGCUUCAGUUGGAACAAGUGGAACCGGAACAGUUGGCUCUUCUAAGUCAGCUGAAGCAACAGGCAAAACUGCUUGAAGCACUGAAGAACGCGAUACAACUGGGACAGUCUGAGCAGCAACAGCAGGUGCUGCAGCAGAAAGAUUCGCAACUGGUGGAACCGGCGAAAUAGCUGAAACAGUUGGGACACU
Drosophila hydei is the source of this 1949-nucleotide messenger RNA. RefSeq lists its product as uncharacterized. The transcript is spliced from 4 exons. Lineage: Eukaryota; Metazoa; Arthropoda; Insecta; Diptera; Drosophilidae. The coding region runs from base 215 to 1930 and encodes 571 amino acids. The record is from RefSeq and is a predicted model, not a curated record.